AUGUCCCGCUAUAUGAAAUAUGGUCUCAGGAUUGGAGUACAAGAAAAUAGUUUAUCUUCUACUGAUACAGUUGAGCUAGCAGUGGUUGCUCUUGUAGGAGGACAGUUUCAGUUUCCUCCUAAUACUGUCCUUGUCAGUGCUGUAUAUGCAAUAUCACUCUCAAAACCUCUCCUCAAACAGCUCAUAUUAGAAAUACAGCACUGUGUUGAUUUAACAGGACAACCAGCUCUUUGUCGUCAUCUCAAUUUUGCUAUAGCUCCUGUGAGCACACCCACUCUUCCUUAUCAGUUCUCUAUAGUUGAGGGAGGGCAGUUUAAACCUGAUAGUUGGUAUGGAUCCAUUCAACGUGAAGAGUUCUGUUUGGUAGCUAUCCUUGGGGAUAAUCAUCGACCCAAAUCAUCAACUAAUGGAGAUGAGUCAGAGGAAGAGGAGGAGGAACAAGCAGAAGAGGAAACUGAGGAGGAAGGGGAAGUUGGUAAUCGUGAUUUAUCCAGUGAUCCUGAUAAGACUAAAGAUCCACCAGGAGCUAGCAGUGGAGGACAAGAAGAGUCUACUAGUAAUGAGGGAGUAGAGGAAGAGGGGAAGACUAGAGGUGAGCCAUUACAUGAGGAAGGAAAUGAACAGCAAGGUAAUCAAAGAGUAGAAGAGUCAAAGAAUCAUGAAGAGCCACAGCAUGAAGGAACAACUGCUCCAAUACCUUGUACUGAGAUUAGUUCUGACAUUAAUAGUAAAGUAGUAGUUUCCACUGGUAUAGUAGAGAAUAUGGUAUAUGCUGGACUGCUUUAUUAUGAGGAGAAAAGAGCGGAAGAUUUGGUGACAUUUGCUGCUGCUAAAGAUCUUAAUGCACUACUUGAAUUUAUCAAAAAAGACUAUCCUCAUGCUGAAAGAGGACAAAAUAUUCUAUUUCGUUUCAAAGGUGAUGGAUAUAUUGAGUUAAAGUUUGAUGCUCUACAAAGUGAGCCAUUCACUGGUUGGAAUAUUAAGCCUCACCUUAAGCCUUGUAGAUUUUUACGUUGUGAUGUUGAUAAGUUCGGUGAAGUCAAUUAUCCUCUUCCUUCCACUUGUCUGGUAUCUGUCUAUGCUUCACCUGGUGCUGUUCCUACACUGCACUAUUCUAUACCACUGGAUGGAGUGGUUGAUCCUAAGACAUUAUUCAUUCACAGAUCACUGAGACCUACUCCUCUUCCUUUAACAAAUACCUCAUACUCCUCUAUUGAAUCAAUGUCUGCAUCAUCCAUUGGAGGAGCUAGCCCAUCAGCUGUUAAUGUCAAUAAAGUAAAGAAAGUGAUCAAUGAUGUUCUUGUAUCUCAUUAUGCUGCACUCAAUUCUCUUAAGACGUCUCUGUCAGAUCUUGCCAGUCAGUUAUAUGCAGCUGGUCUUAUUAGCGAUGAAGUCAGAGAGACUCGUAGCAUGGACAAAUUUAUAACCGAGUUCAAGGCUAGUCUUAGUUUUAAGAGGAAGCUACCUAAAGUGCAGGAGCACUGUCAAAAGUUCUUAAGCUCAUUCAUUGCUGUAAGAGGUAGUUAUUCUGAUGCAGCAGAAGCUUUAGGUGAGGACUGGGUUGAAGCUAUUAGGAAUGAACUGGGGUUUGAUUUUAGUGUUGACAUUGAACAUUGAUGCUUGGUAAUAAUCUUGAUAGAUUUUUGCUUGAUUUACUCACGUGUAUAAUGUUUAAAAUAGUUAUAAAUAUAA
This is a messenger RNA of Amphimedon queenslandica, 1692 nucleotides long. RefSeq lists its product as uncharacterized. The transcript is spliced from 8 exons. The record is from RefSeq and is a predicted model, not a curated record. NCBI's taxonomy places the organism in Eukaryota, Metazoa, Porifera, Demospongiae, Haplosclerida, Niphatidae. Bases 1 to 1617 code for a protein of 538 amino acids.